This is a messenger RNA of Micromonas commoda, 1645 nucleotides long. RefSeq names its product tRNA-splicing endonuclease subunit Sen2 (gene SEN2). Gene Ontology annotation, cellular component: tRNA-intron endonuclease complex. Gene Ontology annotation, biological process: tRNA-type intron splice site recognition and cleavage; tRNA splicing, via endonucleolytic cleavage and ligation. The transcript has 2 exons. The record is from RefSeq and is a predicted model, not a curated record. Lineage: Eukaryota; Viridiplantae; Chlorophyta; Mamiellophyceae; Mamiellales; Mamiellaceae. Bases 244 to 1209 code for a protein of 321 amino acids. Gene Ontology annotation, molecular function: nucleic acid binding; tRNA-intron lyase activity.
CGCUCGUUCAGCCGCAAGGAGUGCGCAGUCGACGGGGAAUACUUCGAGGAGGAUAUGGCUAAGAUUGAAAGGUCAGAUCGGCGACCAAAUCAAAACCCAAGGAAACGAAUCAAGGAGGACGCUGAAGAAGGCAUUCUCCAUCCGGAAAGUAUUCUAAAAGGCCGAGGAAGCUGUACUGAAAGCUAAAUUGCAGGGCAUAGAGGAAGGAACACGGGAUAACUCGAAGGACAACGCAAAAAUAUAAUGGCGAAUCCACCGUUUUUAAGUGGCCUGGGAGUUGCUUUCAGAAACGAUAAACGGAAAUUUCUCUCGAAGCCACCGUCGCCGGGACAGUGUAUCUCCCUUCUUUCUGGCAGCAGUCAACACGGCGUAAUAUGUCGCGGCGGUGUGUGGUUGGCUUGUACGCGCCAGCUAGCUUAUGUUUUUGAUCGAGUUUGCUUAGGGCGAAGACUACCAAGAGAGGCUGCGGCAGGCUUGCCCCUCCUUCUCAACGCCCUAAAAAAUCAAGACUCAGAUGUUACUGACACGCAAAAGGCCACUAAAACGGAUACGGAUAAUAUGUUCAUGGUUCGGUUUUCCCUGGAAGAAACAUUCUAUGCUGUGUGGAUACUUAACUGUCUUACAGUCCAUACCUCGUCAUCUAAUAAAUCCGAAAGCGCUGAAGGGGAUGGUAAUUUGUCUUGCAGGCUCAGCCGUUCUGAGCUCUGGCGCACGCUUAUUAGACUGGAGAAUGCUAGAAGUGGAGGACAGACGACCAUGGGCAUUUGCCAUUUGAUUUCUCGCAUCUGUUCUUACCUUCACUUCCGCAGGGUUGGUUGGUUGCCGAAAUCAGGCCUGCAGUAUGGUUCUGACUUCGUGCUUUACUACUGCCAUCCAAGCACGGUGCAUUCGGAAUAUUGUGUUGUGCUACAUCCACAUAAAGCGGGAAAUGCGUUGAGAGAUGACAGUGCCAUUGCCGCACAGAAACUUGAACAAGACUGUGCACUUCAAUCCAAUUCUAUAGAAACUGAUCAACUAGCAAGCUGGGCAGAUGUUCAAGCAGUUACCCGACUUUGUGGACAGGUGAGCAAAUCGCUCGUCGCAGCCUACAUGCCUUGCGCGCCUGAGAAAAGGCUGACUACUCACCAAAAAGUCCAUGAAAUCUGGAUGAAGGAGAUGCGCAUGUUUCGAUUAACUUCAGAGAAACUGACAAAAAAUUGUCAUGCAUGAAACACUUCACUCGUUGAGGGUCUGGUACUGUUCGAAGAAAGCAACAAAAUGUUGUCUUAACAAAACUGUCACUUGCAAAACGUAAGAGUUUAACAAUCACCCGGUAUCGUAAAUCGACAGCUUGGGUCUAUGUGCUUCAUGCGUUGUGGACAUUUUUGUCUUCGUGAACUUGGGAACGUGUUUUUGCUCCACCUACAUGCUGCCUGCACGUGGUACCUUGGUACGAAGGUACCUUCGAGGGUAACAUUUUUGACUUCCACGCACUGCGCCGAAGAGAAAUAAUAAACGAUCAUUAUUGAAAGGUACCCAGCCAUGCAUAUAUGAAGCAAGCAAGGUACCUUCAUUAUUAUUAUUCGUACCUUCGUAUAUAUGUACGUACGUAUCGUACCUUAUUAUUAUUAGUAUAUAAUAAUAUAUCAGCUACAUAUAUAUUAAA